Messenger RNA from Magallana angulata, 4654 nucleotides. Its product is annotated as toll-like receptor 6. Gene Ontology annotation, biological process: toll-like receptor signaling pathway; immune response. The coding region runs from base 517 to 4296 and encodes 1259 amino acids. The transcript is spliced from 3 exons. NCBI's taxonomy places the organism in Eukaryota, Metazoa, Mollusca, Bivalvia, Ostreida, Ostreidae. Gene Ontology annotation, cellular component: membrane. Gene Ontology annotation, molecular function: protein binding; transmembrane signaling receptor activity. The record is from RefSeq and is a predicted model, not a curated record.
AAAAUUCUUUUGCUCUGAAAAAAAUAGCAAUACAAGGAAAUGUGGAAAAUGGCAUGCAACGAUAGAUAUAUGGGUCUAUGUCCUGAACAGGUAAGACAAUGUACACACGUGCUUCCCAGGUAGUCCAACUUAUGACAAGUCAGUCAUACACGUGUUAUUCAAAACAGAUAGUGUCAGAGAAGAAAUAGUGCAUUCUUAAUUAUAUACAUUGGAAUAUUCGAAUCAUAGGAAAUCUACCGAUUCGGAUAAGAAAUAUCCGGAAAGAACGGACGAAAUCAAGUUCCUCAAAAAAUUAAGGUAUUUGUGUUUCUGCUUAUACUUCGGAAAGGACUAUCUGUAAUACCAGAUGAUGCAAAUGAUGUGGAUGUAAACAAAAUCUGUGUUGUGUUUAUCGAGAAUGUUACCAAGACUUCCACUCUCCCUAAAGGUUGAAAAUGGACAUUUGUUCGUCUCUUAUUUGGAGGAUAGAAAGUUCUUCUAAUGAGUAACUUUCACAGGCUUUGAAAGUCUACAAAAAUGUUCCACUACUCUUUGGCGCUGAUGUUAUUCGCAUUGGUAAACAGCGUUUGUAUGAUUUACACAAUGGAAACUAACUGUGUACCAGAAUGUUUAAUGUACAACCAGAGCAUAACAAAUGCGCAUCUUAUGAAUCAAAACGACCAGCCACUGAAAACAGUUUCUCGUAUAAUGUAUAUAGGAGUACCUAUCAAUAAUUGUACCGUGAUCAGGCAGUGUUAUAUUGACAUCGAUAAGGUUUUGGAACUAUUCAAAUUUGAUGACAGUCCUGCUCUUGCUAUAAUAGACUUUUACUGUCUCGACAAGACUAUUAUUCACUUGACAAGAUUUAAUGGGACUCAGCUAGCUAAUGUCAUUAGCUACAUCCAAAUAAAUAAUUGCUCCUUUAGCAUGGAAUCUUAUGAAGUUUUGGGAAAUGUGAUAUAUCCUUUCUCCUUGUUAUUGAGGAAUGCCGGGAUACCAUCAAACUAUACUGUUAUAGAAAAUACCGGAAACCGCUCAAAUAUAUGUAACACAUUGGAUCAAGUGGCCACACUUUGGAUCCACAAUACUCUUAAUGCAGUCAAUCCUUUGACUUUUCAGAAUAUCUUAGACCUUUUUCAAUGCAGUUUGGAAUUUCCAAACUUAAAAGACCUUACCAUUAAUAACGUGCAUCUUAAUUUCUCUUUAUUUGACAUCUCAAAGAAGUUUCCUAACAUAGUGUCUCUGGAAUUAACAUCAAUCGGAUUAACACAACCAAUUUCAUUUCCCUGGAAAGUUCCUUCUAUCUCCUUCCCAAGAAAUCUUUCUUCGUCAGAAUUAACUCUUAACCAUUAUGCCAAAGCAUUUCAUAUAACUGUUGAGAAACAUCAUAUACGAAAACUUCUCAAUUUGAACAUGAACAAAAUUGGGACUCUGGGCAAUUACACCAUACAUGGUGAUUUACAAAUUAUUCAAUUUUCGGGGAAUAAAAUUCAAGACAUAUCGGAAAAUUUAUUUCGAAAUGUUGACGGUUUGGAGCACAUUGAUUUAAGUUUAAAUAAAAUAGAACGUCUUCCUUUAACAGUUUUUGGUGGAUUAUAUUCCCUGAAACACUUUGAUAUUCAUUCUAACAAACUAAAAGAAAUUCAAGAAGAUCUCUUUUUGGAUAACCGGCAAUUAAUUUACCUUGAUAUGUCAAGCAACAACAUUGAAAAAAUCGACAAAAAUGCCUUUCAGUUUUUGAAUGAUUUACAAGAAAUUCAUUUAGAAUACAACCGCAUAGUUUCUGUAGAUACUUUGGAAUGGCCAAUUUACUCAACAAAAUUGCAGUCUUUAUAUUUUGACAGAAAUCCUAUCACACAAUUACCUACGUUUAUCUUUUACCUAAGCGAUUUACAAAUUGCAAGCUUUAAAAAUACACUUAUACAGUUCAAAAAUUUUACAACGUAUAUAAGCAAUAUAUCAUACAGUAUUAUGGCCGAUCAGAUUUUAAAUGGUGUGGACAAAAAAGAUGAUUUGAAUACUAAAGAGAUUAUAGACAAUCCUGGAAUAGUUCUUGCUUAUAUAGAAGAUAAAAAACGGGUGAUUGAUCUAACAGGCUGUAAAAUUAAUCACAUUGAAUUAAUCUAUUAUGGCAGUGAUAGAUAUAACUAUAAUUCUAACCAUGUAAUAAGGGUAAAAUUAAUCUUCAUACUUAAAUACUAUAGACUUAUACUAGAAGGAAAUCCUAUAAACUGCGAUUGUAGGAUAAUACAUCUUAAUAGAUUUAUUGCGCAAAGUAUAAAAUUUGAAUACCUGGACUCAGACAAAAGUUUUCUUAGUGAUUGGAAAUGCCAAGAGCCAUUGGAUAUGAAAGGUCGUGAGAUGAUAACCAUACCGGCCAGUGAAACAUACUGUGAGAAACUAACCGACAAAUGUCCUUCAAAUUGCACGUGUUACACGAGAGCGUUCACAUCCAUCACAAUCGUAGAUUGUCGUAAUCGUCACUUUGUGUUCCUUCCAAAACUUCUACCAGACGGUAUUCUGGAUUUGUGGUUCCAAAAUAACAAUAUCACCACUAUUAGCCUCGGAAAUCGAAAAUACUUCCGUAGAAUUCGACAAUUAUUCCUAUCGGAAAAUCAAAUUGUAAGCAUAAAUGAUGAUGCUUUGAUGAACAUGAAAAACCUUGAUACACUGCUUCUUGAUUCAAAUUAUCUUGUGAGCUUACCAAGGGUUCUUGAAAGAAUGCAGAUCAGAAAUAUAAAAAUUAUGAAUAAUCCCUUUAAAUGUGACUGUCACACAAAGUGGAUGAAGCACUGGAUGUUGCAAAGACGAGGAUCAAUUGAACAAGUGUCAGACGUCACUUGCAAUGUUGAUGACGAGGACGAAAAAGGUAAAUUUUUCAUCAGUGUUUACGAUGAGGAAUUCGUCUGCUUGGAAGAUUUCGAUUCGACAAAGCAUGUGGUUAUACCAAGUAUAACGUGUUCGAUAGUGCUUGUUCUUCUUAUAAUUUUUUUAAGUCUGAUUUACGUGUACAGAUUGGAGGUAAAGGUUUUAAUGUACAUAUAUCUUGGAAUUCAUCCAUUUGAUAAAGAUGAUAAGGAUAGAGAAGAAGUUAUUGACGUUUUAGUUCUUCAUGCGGCGGAUACUACAGACUGGGUGAUGGAAAAUAUCGUGCAGUAUCUUGAAUUCCACAAAAAUUAUUAUGUUGUUUGUGAGAUGAUGAGAGAUUUUGUUGCUGGAUUUACAUAUUUAGAAAACAUUGCUAGUAUUGUAAAGCACAGCAAAAGAAUGUUGAUUGUUUUGUCUACCGAAUUUAUUGAUGAUGACUUAUUAAAGGUCGCAUGGAAUGAGGCACAAGAAAAAAUCAAGGAAUUAAGAACAAACUAUGCAAUUGUGGUAUGUUAUGACGUGACAUUGAAAGAAAUUAUGAUUAAAGACAUGCAAAGGUAUAUUAAAAGAGGACGGUACAUUGACGCAAAACAGGCUCUUUUCCACGAAAAAUUGUUAUAUUCCAUGCCGCAGUAUAAAGACAUUGAUAACAAAAACAAAAGUCUACCUGAUAUUAAACACUUUAUUCAAGAAACCUACGGAGAAGAUGGAUUUGACGAUGAUGUAUACAAAAAGCACGCGUUUGUAUCAUACCCCGACUGUGAAAUGCCUUAUAUAAUGAAUGAACUGCGACCAACAUUGGAAGACAACGGGUACCUGUUAUGUCUUCCAGACCGUGACUUCCUCCCGGGUGCCUCGAAGGAAGAGAAUGUUCUAAAAGCUAUUGACUUUUCUCUACACACUUUAUUCAUUCUUUCUGGAAAUCAUCUACAAGAUGAAUGGUCCGUUUUUACGUUUAGAAUCGCCAGUGAAAAAUCCUUACGUGUUAGAAGUAAUCAUUUGAUUGUUGUCAUUGGACAAGAUGCUGAUUUGGACACGAUGGACGAUGAAGUACGAUUUUACAUAAAAACACAUGUUACUCUUAGAGUUGACGAUAAGUUAUUUUUCAAGAAAUUGUUGAAUUCUCUACCGGAUGUUGAAGCCCGCCUUCCCAAUAUUAUUGAAGAUAUAGCUAACGGGCGUCAACGUUAUCCGCAGAACGGAAUAGAACGUCAUUACGACGAAGAUGAUGAUCAUGAUGAAGUUGAAGAAGUAAACGGGAGGAUUGGGAGGGACCAUGCUCAAAAACAACAAACAAUCGUCGCUGAAAUAAACUAUAGAGAAGCAAACGGCCAUGUUGCAAAUAGGCAUAUAGGAAAUGGAACAAUACAGCUCGACAAUGCUGCUUACGUCCAUGAAGAGGAUGUACAUGUUGAUCUCGAUCGAGAGGAGGAAGAAGACGAAGUGUAGCUCAAAUAUUGUGUUGCUGAAAGUCACUGAGACACAAAACGCUUGUUUUAUUAUUUAUUUGCUCAUCCAGAACUUUUUACUUUCAUACUAAUUCAUGAUUAUGUAAUUUAUUUUAUUAUUGGGGAGAGUCAGAGAGAGUGUUAAAUAUAUAGAUAGAAAGGGAGACAGAGAGAUAGAGAGCUAGUAUAUAUCCAAAAAGAAAUUUGCAAGAGGUGUUUAUUUGAUCUCUGUGUGUCUAUUAGCCUCAGCAAAUGUGAAAUAUAUUGUCGAAACAUGUACAUUUAAUGAAUAAUGUGAAUUUAUAUGAGAAGCAUUAAUUUUAACUGUUGUGGAAACGAAUUCAAAUAAAAUAACAUAC